UGCUGUCCUCUCACGUGCGCCAUAUAUAUCCUAAUUCAUUCUUACCCCUUAACUUCUCUUCAUUUUAACCUCUCUCCACACACACACACACACACACAGAUAUACAUAUAUCUAACUUUAAUAAGAGGGUUUGCUGUAUAAUGAUUGUACUCUGCAUAUUAAAGCAAGUCACACAAGCCCAUACACUAGUAGCAAAGUUAGAUUCAUUAGAUAACAUAGUACACAAAAGCUAGAGAUGACUUUAGAAGCACUUUCUUCAAAUGAAUUCCUCAAUUUCAUCAUCUAUGACACAAUCUUUGCAACCCCAUAUACCUGCAAUGACUCUAAUUUCUUAUUUGAAAGUGGCCAGCAGAAACCUCAAGAACUCAGCGGUGCUGCUUUGGAGGAUGGCUGCUCCUCCAUAACGCGGCGGAGCCGCUCAGCGGUGCCACCACCGGAAGCCGGCAAGAGGCCACAUAAUUUGAGUGUUCAAGGCCGGAAGAAGAGCAGGAGAAGAACGAGAACUUGCAAGAACAAGGAGGAAACUGAGACACAGAGAAUGACACACAUUACGGUGGAGCGAAAUCGCCGGAAACAGAUGAAUGAGCAUCUCGCCGUCUUACGCUCCCUCAUGCCGGAAUCUUACGUCAAAAGGGGUGACCAAGCCUCAAUAGUUGGUGCUGCUAUAGAAUACGUGAAGGAGCUUGAGCACCUCCUGCAGACACUUGAAGCUCAAAAACUUGUACUACUACAAGGAGGAAAGACCUCCAUUGACACCACCUCCACCACCACCGACACUGCCGCUGCUACCACCACCGCCACCGAAGUUGUGCCACACUCUUUUGCUCAAUUUUUUGCACACCCUCAGUAUACCUGGUCUCAAAACCCUAAUAAGUACACAUCAAAAUCUAAGGCUGCAGUGGCAGAUAUUGAGGUCACUCUGAUUGAAACCCAUGCAAAUCUUCGAAUUCUCUCUAGAAGAAGCCCUAGGCAGCUCUCAAAGAUGGUUGCCGGUUUUCAGACAUUUCACCUCACCAUCCUCCACCUCAAUGUCACCACUUUGGACCCAUUUGUCCUCUACUCAAUCAGUGCCAAGGUGGAAGAAGGAUGCCAACUCACUUGUGCAGAUGACAUUGCAGGUGCAGUUCACCAAAUGCUUAGAAUAAUUGAGGAGGAAGCAGCUACAUUAUGUUGAUCAUUUCUAGCUACCUAUAUGUAGCUGCAUGCCCUAGCUAGAUCGAAUCACCAAAAAUCACCCUUCUCUCCUCCUUUUUUUUUUUUUUUUUUCAACAAUCAAGUAGGGUUUUCAGCUAGUGAACUAGUAGGAUUCCAUAUGCAUGUAAUGUAGUACAUGAUCGAGCCUUUGGGGGCUGUUUGGUAGAGAACUUGUGUGAAUAAUUGUGGCAGUUAUGUUAUAAAUUGUUUAAUAAA
Molecule: messenger RNA, 1410 nt
Organism: Cornus florida
Lineage: Eukaryota; Viridiplantae; Streptophyta; Magnoliopsida; Cornales; Cornaceae
Product: transcription factor bHLH71
Exons: 3
Coding region: 236-1174 (312 amino acids)
Biological process (GO): regulation of transcription by RNA polymerase II
Molecular function (GO): protein dimerization activity; DNA-binding transcription factor activity, RNA polymerase II-specific; RNA polymerase II cis-regulatory region sequence-specific DNA binding
Source: RefSeq, a predicted model, not a curated record